CACCAACCAGCCGCGUUCCUGUCUUCCUCGUCGUGUCCUUUUGCAUCACUCUCUUCCUCUGCGCUCACGUCUUCCUCUUCAGCAGCAAUGGUUUCGCACUACGAGAUCGGAACGCGCUGCUGGCAGCCUGACGACAGCGAAGGCUGGGUCUCUGCCGAGAUCACCUCCAAAGAAGUCGACGGUGAUAAAGUCUCUCUUGUUCUCACUCUCGAGAACGGAAACACGAAUACAGUCACCACCACCCUUAAGGACAUCGAAGAUGAAAACAAUCCGAGUCUUCCUCCGCUUUCCAACCCUCCCAUUCUCGAGGCAAGUGAGGAUCUCACCAAUCUUUCGUAUCUGAACGAGCCUGCUGUCCUCCAUGGCAUUAAGAUGCGUUACCAGCAGCUCAAUAUCUACACCUACUCCGGAAUCGUCUUGAUCGCUACAAAUCCUUUCCAACGUGUCGAUAAUCUCUACUCUCCCGAUAUCAUUCAGAUGUACUCUGGCAAAAGACGCGGCGACUUAGAGCCGCAUCUGUUUGCAAUUGCUGAGGAUGCGUACAGAUGCAUGAUUCGCGACGAAAAGAAUCAGACGAUUGUGGUUUCGGGUGAAUCAGGUGCCGGAAAGACCGUGAGCGCGAAGUUCGUUAUGCGUUAUUUCGCGACCGUCGAAGAUUCCGACAAGCCAAGCAGUAAGCGCACAAAGUCGGCUGCCCUCAGCAAAACCGAAGAACAGAUUCUUGCGACAAAUCCAAUCAUGGAAGCGUUUGGUAACGCAAAGACCACUCGUAACGAUAACUCGUCCCGAUUCGGCAAGUACAUUGAGAUUCUGUUCGACAGCAAUCCCGAUAUUAUCGGCGCAAAGAUCAGAACCUACUUGCUCGAGCGCUCGAGAUUGGUGUUCCAGCCUGCUACCGAGCGUAACUACCACAUCUUCUACCAGCUUUGCGCCGGUGCUACCGACGAAGAGCGAGAGGAGCUGGCCCUCAAGCCUGUUGGAGAGUUUCAGUAUCUCAACCAGGGCGGAGAUCCUGUGAUUCCGAACGUUGACGAUGCGGAAGAGUUCAAUGCCACUAAGACUGCUUUGGCUACUGUCGACAUCGACGCCGACAUGCAAGCGCAGAUUUUCAAGAUUCUAUCGGCCUUGCUACAUAUCGGAAACAUCGAAAUCACCGCCGGACGCACUGAUGCUAAUCUGUCCUCAACCGAGCCAUCGUUGGUUCGCGUUUGCGAGUUUUUGGGAAUCGACGCGUUCUUGUUUGCGAAAUGGAUUACAAAGCGCCAGAUUGUCACGCGAAGCGAAAAGAUUGUCACAAACAUGAACUUCAAGCAAGCCGUCGUCGUUCGUGACUCUGUAUCCAAAUACAUCUACUCCGCUCUCUUUGACUGGCUCGUUUUUGUUACCAACAAAUCAUUAGCGUCCAAAGAAGUCGAGGAUGCCGCGAAGAACUUCAUCGGUGUUUUGGAUAUUUACGGUUUCGAGCAUUUCCAGCGCAACUCCUUCGAGCAGUUCUGUAUCAAUUAUGCCAACGAAAAGUUGCAGCAGGAGUUUACGCAGCACGUCUUCAAGCUCGAGCAGGACGAGUAUAUGCGCGAGGAGAUCGAGUGGACUUUUAUCGAGUUCUCUGACAAUCAGCCGUGCAUUGAUCUAAUCGAAGCUCGUAUCGGAAUCCUGUCUCUGCUAGAUGAGGAGUCGCGAUUGCCUGCCGGCUCAGAUGAGUCUUGGAUUCAGAAGCUCUACACCAACUUUGAUGUCGACAAGCACAAGACUUACUUCAAGAAGCCAAGAUUCGGAAAGACUUCAUUCACCGUGCACCAUUACGCCAUGGAUGUCAAUUACGAGUCAGAAGGCUUUAUUGAGAAGAACAGAGAUACUGUGCCGGAUGAGCAUCUCGAGCUGCUGAUGUCCUCGACCAACUCCUUCCUGAAAGAAGUUCUCCAAGCUUCACUUGACCUUGCAAAGGCUGAAACUCCUGCCCCGGCAGCUGCAGCCAAGCCCGGUCCCGCGAAGCGCGGUGGUGCUCUGGCCAACAAGAAGCCUACGCUUGGCGGUAUCUUCAAGAGCUCUCUGAUUGAACUGAUGAACACGAUCAACUCUACUAAUGUUCACUACAUCCGCUGUAUCAAGCCCAACGAGCAGAAAGAGGCGUGGAAGUUCGAUGGACCUAUGGUUCUCAACCAGCUGCGAGCCUGUGGUGUGUUGGAGACGAUUAGAAUCAGUUGCGAAGGUUUUCCUACCAGGUCCACAUUCGAGGAGUUUGUCAACAGAUAUUACAUGAUUGUCCACUCGUCAAACUGGAACAGACCGAUCAGCGAAUUCGCACACGCCAUUCUAGAGAAAUCAAUCACUCAAGAGAACAAGUAUCAGCUUGGAAAGACAAAGAUAUUUUUCCGCGCGGGUAUGCUGGCUCUGCUAGAAAACAUGCGCUCAGCUCGCUUGAACGAAUGCGCGGUCUUGCUGCAGAAGAAUCUCCGGCGGUUAUACUACCGCAAUGAGUAUCUGCGCACGCGGAACUCAAUCAUCGCGGCUCAGACAGCAAUCAGGGGUUACCUCACGCGGCAGCGAAUGGAGAAGAUCCGCUUGGAUACCGCUGCUACGAAGAUCCAGAGCGUGUGGCGUGGUUACCAUGGUCGUACCACCUAUCUCGCCAACCGGGCAGCGGUCAUCAAAGCCCAGGCGAUCAUUCGUGGAUACAACACUCGCAAGAAUUUGCUCAAGGACAGAGAGAAUGGCGCAGCCCUCACUAUCCAGCGCACGUACCGUGGAUUCGCAGCUCGCAAGUCAUACAAGAGUGAACUACGAAACAUUACCAUUGUGCAGAACCUUUGGAGGAAGCGGCUGGCGAAGCGGGAGCUGGAGCAGCUGAAGGUGGAGGCUCGGUCGGUUAACCAUCUCAAGGAGGUCUCGUAUCACCUUGAGAACAAGGUCGUCGAGCUCACUCAGACUCUCGCCACCCGGACACAGGAGAACAAGAAGCUCUUGACCCAGAUUGACCAGCUGGAAUCGCAGCUGACUUCCUGGCAGGAGAAGCACGACUCUCUCAAGUCCUUGGCUGCCGAGCUCGAGACCGAGGCUGCCGGUGCUAAUGAGCACUUGAAGCGUGCUGAUGAGUUGGAAACUAAGCUUGAUCAACUGAAGCAGAAGUACGACGAGUCCCUGAACAAGUUCCAAGCAAAGGAGGUUGAGGCGGAGGAACUCCGAAAAGCUUUGGCUGACAAGUCUGAGAAACUCGAGGUUGCUCUUGAGGAGUCGCAGAAGGAGAAGGAAGAGAUCGAGGCUAAUUUGACGAGUGAGAUUGAGAAGCUCAAGCUUGAAAUCGAGAAGCUUGCCGCUCAUCCUCCGGCCACAAACGGCCAGAUCGCGGGCAUCAACGGCGAUUCUCGGGGCAUCAACGGAACUCCCACUUCAGCCAAUCUUCUUGCUCUGCAGGGAUCAAAGUCGAAGCCUCACAAGCGUCACAGUAUGGCUGGCAACAGCCCGAUGAAGGACACCGACUCUGUCGAGUUGCGCACGCCGAGAGAUUUCAACCCUCGCCCGGCUUCGAUGACUUCGUCGCCAGGUCACUUUGCGGCCUUCGGUGAUUCUGGAAGAGAUGAGUUCUCUAUUGAAGAAUCUAUUGACUCUGAUAUUGAGAAACUGCUUGAUCGCACUGAUGUCAUUCAUCUGGAAGUUCUGCGCGGCCUUAUUACAAAUCUUAAGAUUCCCCAACCCACAGGAGAGAACCUCGCGAAUGAGAAUGAGGUGCUGUUCCCGGCUCAUAUCAUCAACUUGGUCACCUCGGAGAUGUGGAGAUUGGGCUUUGUGAAGGAGUCGGAGUUGCUGCUUGCUGGUGUUAUGCAGACCAUUCAAGAGCAGGUCAUGUCGUACCAGGGCGAGGACAUCAUCAUGCCCGGAGCCUUCUGGCUGUCUAACGUCCACGAGAUGCUCUCGUUUGUGUUCUUGGCUGAAAUGAGUAUCAUUGAGAAUAAGAACGCGAGCGGGAUGGGCGAACUGGAAUUUCAGGAGUACGAGCGACUCGUGACGCUUGUCAAGCAUGAUUUCGAGAAUCUCGAGUUCAACAUCUACCAUACCUGGAUGAAGGAGCUCAAGCGCAUGAUGGUGAAAAUGAUCCUUCCAGCUGUUAUUGAGUCGCAGUCGCUGCCUGGUUUCGUUACCAACGAGGGCAACCGAUUCCUGAACAAGGUUCUGGGUCAGAGCGGACCCCAGUACAAGAUGGACGACCUGCUCGACUUUUUGAACCGUGUGCAGAAGGCUUUGAAGGCGUACUAUCUCGAGCAUGAUGUGACGCGACAGGCCGUUCUGGAGCUCCUCAAGUUGGUCGGUGUCACUGCCUUCAACGAUCUUCUUUCUCGACGAGGAUUCCUGUCGUGGAAGCGCGGUCUGCAGAUCAGUUACAAUAUCACACGCAUUGAAGAGUGGUGCAAGGCCAACGACGUGCCCGAGGGUACUCUCAAGCUCGAGCAUCUCAUGCAGGCGACUAAGCUAUUGCAGCUGAAGAAGGCUACACUAAACGAUAUUGCAAUCAUCUAUGAUAUCUGCUGGACUCUGACGCCCACCCAGAUUCACAAGUUGAUCAGCCAGUAUCAAUGCCAAGAUUACGAGGUGCCAAUCAGCUCUGAGAUCAUGAAAGAGAUUGCCAAGCGCGCGAUCGACAACGAGCAUGAUACUUUGCUCCUUGAGACCGUGCCGCUAGAUGACAGUGGUCCAUUUGAGAUUGCGGAGCCCCGAGAUUUGCUUGUCCUCGAGACAUACAUGCCUGGCUGGCUGCAAGUUCCGACACUGAAGAGACUGGCUUCGCUGACCGCACGAAACUCACAAAUCUAAAUAAUCGAAGAUCCUCAUUAAGAAGCCGAAUUUCGAUCGAUUCCAUUCGGAGGACAGUCUGAUGCUGUCUUACCAGGCAUCUUUGUCUAUACCUUCAUCUUAAAUUACUUCAUACUUUGUUAUUUUGAUCCUUUUGUACAUUUUUGACAGCUUGGUAUCCUUAUGGCGCAGACAUGCGUUCUGGCGUAAUACACGCGCGCGUCGUUGUCGAUUCUGCGUUACUGUGGUUCGGCCGCCAUUUGGAUUCUGGUGAUGAUUUUCUAUGAUUAUGAAUAUUGCUACUUUUUGAUAAUCCUACAUAUUUCUUCGAAAUACCUAUAG
Myxozyma melibiosi is the source of this 5127-nucleotide messenger RNA. RefSeq names its product class V myosin. Lineage: Eukaryota; Fungi; Ascomycota; Lipomycetes; Lipomycetales; Lipomycetaceae. Gene Ontology annotation, biological process: vesicle transport along actin filament; actin filament organization. The coding region runs from base 88 to 4806 and encodes 1572 amino acids. The transcript has 6 exons. Gene Ontology annotation, cellular component: actin cytoskeleton; vesicle; cytoplasm. Gene Ontology annotation, molecular function: ATP binding; microfilament motor activity; actin filament binding. The record is from RefSeq and is a predicted model, not a curated record.